AUGAUCGAAAUAACUGCUGACCAAGCGAUCGAUUGGUGUUUCACAUUCGGAAACCUGGUAGGAAUAUUUGGAGAUUCUCAGAACAAAGCUGUCGAGAACUGUCUUACCGCGACUGUUACUCCAAUAUUCGAUGACAGUAUAACGGAAAGAGGAAAGUAUGUGCUUCCUAAAUUUCCUGUCGAAAUCGGUCUUCCUUGCUCCAAUUUGGUGGAGCAUGCACUACUUGGUUACGUCGAGUGGGGUAACCGGAUGGUGCUGAGAGAAGCGCGGAGUCUCUUGGCAAUGUCGGAAAAAGAGUAUGCGAUAUUCUAUGAAACAAUAUUGCAGGCAGCCGAUGAACAGUUUGAUAUUAUGUUGGAAGAGGUUGCUACGCAAGAAAGGGCCUAUGGGAACAAUUCAUUCUACAACGACAUUGAGGCUGGCAGACGCAACGAUAUAGCGUCAGAUGAUGAUGUUAUGUUGUCGUGUAAAGGAGAUCAGCCCACCAUACAAUGGAAAGGGAAAGAUGUUAACCGCGGUAUGGCAGAACCAACAGAAUUCCAGAAAGUUGCAUCAGAAAGACCCCGAGCUCUACGAUCAACAGCAUCCAGAUAA
This is a messenger RNA of Sclerotinia sclerotiorum 1980 UF-70, 594 nucleotides long. RefSeq lists its product with no specific name. Lineage: Eukaryota; Fungi; Ascomycota; Leotiomycetes; Helotiales; Sclerotiniaceae. The record is from RefSeq and is a predicted model, not a curated record. The transcript is spliced from 3 exons. Bases 1 to 594 code for a protein of 197 amino acids.